CUUAACGUGUAUCAAAAUGAAGCCAAAAAUUUCUGUUAAAUAUUUAUUUACCGUCUUGUCUCUGAUAUUAGAUACACUAGUAUCUGUUGUUGCUGAAAAGAAGGUGUUAGUCACUGUUCCCAACAUUGAUGUGCUUCUUACAGACAUUCUCUUCAUGGAGAUCAUCAGACCUGCAGAAAUCAGCUACUCAUAUAAAAUCAGGCCUGCCAAAAACUUUGGUGUCCCUUUUAUUCAAAAAUAUUCAAUGGUUGACUUAAUCGCCGCCAAGCCAUACCAUGGAUGUUCUCCACUGACAAAUGCUCAUUUUUUAUCGGGAAAAGUUGUCUUGCUACAAAGAGGGGAGUGCUCCUUUGUGACAAAGACUUUAAAUGCAGAGGCAGCAGGAGCUUUAGCCGUCGUGAUUGCUGAUAAUGAUAUAAGUAAUGAUGUGUCUUUUGUGGAUAUGGUCGAUGACAAUACUGAGAGAGAAGUCCAUAUUCCUUCAAUGUUUAUGCUGGGAAAGAAUGGUCACAUAAUAAAGACAACAUUAGAAAGAUUAGGCAUCCAAUCAGCCAAGAUCAACAUUCCAGUAAAUGCAACCGGUUCCCCAACUCAUAUAGUUUCUCAGCCCCCAUGGACUCUCUGGUAACAAGGACCGCAGCAGGAAACCAACCAUGUGCCAGCAUUUCCCUUGUGUGUGUACCAGCUUUUACAGAUGUUUUGGAGAUAUUGUGGUAAUACUUCUAUGUAGGGUGCCAAUAUUUUUGGAUUGUUAUCCUUACUUGCAGUAUGGAUACUUUGUAAAAAGUACAUUCCAAGCUAUAACCAAUGAAGCCAAAUUUUUGCCACCUUUGUGUCUCAUUUAAGGCAGCACAACCAUAAAGAUUUUGCAGUAUUAUAGAUAUUGCCAAUUUUAGAUAAUAAAUACUAGCUCAGAAUGAUAAAAAUUAUGAAAGUGCCAUUUUAUAUUUUUGCAGCCUAUCUAUAUCAGCUUGUAUAUCAAAUUGUCCUUUUAAAGCAAACCUACCUAUUGUGCUACAAAAUUAUACAAUCUCACUCAUACGGUACAUGCUAACUAGUGACAGAGGAUCAAAUAAGUUAUACUUGAACACAGCCUUUAAGUGUACAUUGCAGUUCUCUAGACUUAGUUUCAGAUAUGCUCACAUUUUGAAUAUUCUCUCUUGGGAAAGAUUAAGUAGAGAGUUUCAGCUGAUAGUUUUAUUGAUACUGAUCAACUUGUUAGCUAGAGAGAAGGUCAUACCAAGUUUUAUUGAUACUGAUCAACUUGUUAGCUAGAGAGAAGGUCAUACCAACGGUCAACAAGUGUGCCACUUUGUCGUUUUUAUAAUUCAUUUAAAAGAAAAACUUGCAGAAAAUAAAUUAAUUACCUUUAAGUGAACUACCUUUUUGAUAAAGAUAAGGCCCAUUUUUGAAUAUUAACAUACACACUAAUCAUCCUACUGGUAUUUAGCUCAUCGUUUUUUUCGAAGUAAAAAAAUGGUUUAGGUGCUGUCAUAGCCUAGAUGUAGUUGUGCACAAACUUCAACCUUGGUCAUAACUCAAAAUCAUUCAAGAUAUUAAAAUAUAAGCUGGUUCAAUUGUAACAAAUGACAAAAUGCACCUGUAAAGCAAGGACUCUGGCUUUAAAAAUAUUGAGUUAUGCCCCUUGUUGGACUAAAAAAAACAGUACCAGACAAGUGUUGGCAUUUACUCCACAUGCUCUUGUUUAUUUGAUAGCCUUUGCUUUAUAACAGUUAUUUGUCAUAUUUGGUACGGUUGUGUUAAAUAUGUGGGUUCGCCCAUAUUUAUAAAGGAGUAUUUUAGAAAAAUAAAAUUGUGAUAUUUACAGAUAUGGAAGCCAAAAACUAGUGACAGAUUUAACUUCAAAUUGAUUUUAUUGAUUAAUCACUUGUUUCUAUGCAUUAACAUACUUUCAAAUGCAAAUCAGAAUUUAACAUGUUUCAAGACAAUGCUUAUUAUACAUGCUUAUAUAUAUUAACAUUUUGUUUAUACUUUUUGGUGUGCUGCAGGUUGUCCUUCAUAGGAACGUAUUUAUCCUCCGUGGUUUAUGGUGUCUAAUGUGUGUAGCCAAAUUGUCUAUGCAAUAAUUGUAACUAUUGAAAUUGUUUAUGAAUAUGAUUGAAUUGUUAACAUAUUUUACUAUUAUAGAGUUAUUGUGUACAUAUAGGAUCUCUCACACGUCGUCUUAUAAUACCGAUAUACAAUUUUAUUCAUCGAGUUAGGAUAUAUGCAAGUAAGAGAGCCUUUGGCGAGCUUACUUACCUAUUUCCUGGAUGAGUCGAAUAAAAUUGUGCAUUUUAUUUUGACGAGUCAGAUUCUUUUUAUUAUAUGCUUUUUCCGGCAAAAAAAGCAAAAAUGACUCACCUGUUUCACCUGCUCUACUGACAAGAUGAAUACCAUUUUCCAUUCUACACAGAAGUGUAGUACCCUGAAUAAUUUGAAACCACACAAACAUCCGAUCAAUUAAACUAUGUUAAAAGUAGAAUGCAUACUAAUUUGAUAUCCAGUCAAAAUAUCAUCACACUAUACUUUUAAGGAAAUUUGCUUUAUUAAAAAUCGGAAUAUCAUACCCGGUAAGAUGUCAUGAUUUUUAUAAAAUAUGCUCGUUUUCUGUUUGAACACAUGAAGUAUGGAGCGUUUUUAAAAAGGUAUUUCAUGAACUCAAGACGAAAUACCAAUCUUUCCUCUUAAGAUUUAGAUGGAAAAUACUACUGUAAUAAAAUAUAUUUUGAUCAUAAAUAAAAAAUGAGAAAUAAACAUAUGACUUGCUAGAAUAUUGCCAAUCGAAUAUUGCGUUUUAAGCAAUUAUUUUUGCCAGUUAAUUUGUUGACAAGCAUGUUGAGUGAUAUAUUUUCUGACCAAUAGAAAUAGAGCAAUGUUAUAUUACACAUGUGUUAUACAGAAGUAAUAUGUGAUGGCAAUAUUAAACCAGGAACAAGGCAUAUGAUAAAAUGGAUUUUAUAUUUUUAGUUACAUGUACCGGUACUUGUAAUACAUGUAGGUUAUAAUAAUUAGAUGUAACAUAAAACAUGUAAAUUAAGUUUUGAUAUCAUAAUCUGUGAUGUAGCAAUUUGAAAUUGUGAACCAGUAAAUUAUAAAUAAAUACUGAUAAUUUUUAUAUUGAAUUUUAAAGUAAUUUAUAAAGAAGAGUUACAUAUUUUUGAGAAAAUAAGUUUGUCAUGUAUCUUAAAAGCGUAGUUUUAAUUAUUCAUGUAUGUAAAUGACAUAUCUAGUGAUGGAAGUCAACUUUCAUCUUUUGUUUAUAGUAUGUAAUAAUACAGCAUGCUCUAUAUUAAAGUGAUAUUGUGAUUAGGAAUGGAGUUUAACAUUUGUAAAAGGUUUUAAUGAUUGUGAAGUGUGCAGUACUCUCUUGGUAUGCACUUAACCCAAUUUUGUUUGUAAACAUAUAUUUGUUAUGAAAACAAAAGUUGAAGGAUAACAAGCACUAGCAGUAAACACAGUGUUGUCACACGAUAGAACCUGAUAGGACUGACAGUAUCGUACACUGUGAGAAUCCGAUAUAGCAAUCUUUUUACAAUGAAACCGAAAGUAUAAAAUAAUACAGCAGUUGUAAUUGUUCAUUUAAUGGCUAUAGUGCUGAAUUGUGUACAUGAAGGCAAAUAUCUACCAGGACAGACAUGUUUAGACCUUUAAACAAUUUAUUGCUCAUAUUUAUUAUGGUUACUGUAAUAUCUGAGUAAGAUUAAAUCUUUGAACAUUGUAUUUUGUGAAAGUAUCAUGGGUUGAACUCAUUUGCCAUCAGUUUUCUUUUUUUAAUCAUUGUAUCGAAAGUCUCAAGUUCUUCUAUACUACCCAACAUUUUUUUUUUACAAGUGUAAAAAUAGCUGUGGCCUUUCCAGGUGUUAUUAAGUUCAGUAUUGAGAUUUUAUAACUUCAGGCUAUUGUCGCCGAGUGGGUUCUCAUCCCCAUUUUAUUACUUAUUAAUAUGUUACACCAAAUUCAUUUUCCAUAUAUUAUUCAUUUAUCAAUUCGCUUUAUUGUGAGAGGUAUCUUAACCUUUUCUUUCGACUCCCUAACAAGAACUGAUUACCACUUACACUACAACAUACAAUUUCUUUUUUAGACAACGCCCAUAUAACUAUUAACCAACCAUACAAAAUACUUAUCAAACUUUCAUUCAUACCAGCCCCUAAAGUAACCUAUUGUCUUUACCUUCAGAACAGAAUUCAUAAGAAUCUAAUUCACACCUUCAUGUUAUAUGCUUUAAUCUAAGUAGGAAAACUGUUGACCAAGUUUCAUUUAAUUAAUUAUGGAAGAUACAGUAUGUCCAGUAAUUAAGAACAAGUCUAGCAGAUGUCUGUAACUAAUAUUGCAAAGACUAUGAAUUACUGCUAGACCAUAACAAUAUAUAGUAAUUAGUAACUAUGAUUUCCACAUGUGGCCUUGCAGACAAAUUCUCAUUAAUUCAAUUUGAGAAAAGUAUAAAUAAUCAAUUAAUAUAAAUAAUCAAUUUUGAUAUAAUGAACUGUUUUAUAACUCUGUGACACUAUUGUGCACUUGUGAAGAUUGUUUUUUGCUUGGGCAUAUGCCCCAAAACCGUAGGACCUUGAAAUGAAUAUAAUACACUUUGGAAACAGUUUCGAAAGAGGUCUAAGUCACUUUUAUUUAGCUUGCUUAGGACAAUAAUCCUUUCAUACUCAAACAGACCUUCCGCUAUUUUUAAGGAUUGGCAAUUAUCAACUGUAGAAAAGCGUGCCUUACUCUAAUUUGGAUAAUCUAUGAAGUCUUGUUGCGUUUGUCAUAUUUUUAAAUGAAUGUAAAGAUGAUGUUUUGUGUUCUACAAAAUGCUCGGAAAUUAGCAAGAAGGAAAUUAUUGUGUAGAAACUCUUUGCCUUUCACUUUUACCUGUUUUUGUUAAGAAUUAUGAUGCCAUUGUUAAUUAUGAUUUAUGUAUUUUAUUGUGACUUAGAUGAUUAUUAUUGAACUUCUUAUCUUUGUUUUAUUACUUGCAAUUGUUAUGAAAUCCAUUUCAAAUCUGCAUAAUAGGUUUGUGAGAAGAUCAGUUCAUUGUUUUGAACCACAUGGUUUUUGCUGCAGUGAUUUUUCAAAGUAAAAUGUCAGGAUACCGCAAAGCUUUCAGGUGUCAUUGUUGUGCGAACAAAUUAACAUUGACCGUAGCUUAUCAACUGUUUUAUUGUUAUCCACAUGGAUUUUUGUACACAAGUUACCAGUAACAAUAGCUAGAUGCUAAGCACAGCCCAUAACUCUUGCUUUUAUAACUGUGUAGUUUUGCCCUUUGAUAGACUGGGGGGCAGGGGAUUAGGGCAAAAACAUCAAGUUUGUAAAUAACUCAAAAACCUCAUUCAGGCUGUUCUCAAGUACACAUGCUAUCAGUGACACUACUGUGUUACUGUGUUGUAGCUCCAUAACUCUGGUGUAAAUAAUAGUCAUAUUAUGCUCAUUUUUUAACUGAAAAAUUGACAACGUAAGGUGUGUUGGAGUUUCCUUAGCGGCACUUUUGUUUAGAUUGUGUUUGCUUGUGUAUAAAUAUUUUAUUCAGGUCUCUUUUGUUUUUCUAUUAUAGCCAUAUUUUUAGUGUCUCAAUGCCAACAUGUUCAUUGUAGAUUUAUGUAUAUUUUUAUGUCACAUAAAUUUAGGCAACUAUUACUAAUUAGAAUUUUGUAGGAUAGUGUGUACAAGAAGUUGGAAACAUCAGAGAGUGGAAAUAUUUCACCUGUAACAUGAAUUAAGAAAAUGUUCUUAUUUUAAGCCGUAUUCAUAAUUUUGUUUUUUAAGAUGUUUUAACAGAUUAUUUCUGUAUUUGAUAUGUAUUCCAUAUAUAUGUAGAAUUAAUUAUACUUUAAUCGAUUCAUUUAAAGACUUGUGAGCAAGUUUGUUUCAGAAGAAUCAAGAUACUUUAUACAUGUAUGCAUAUAUGUUGUUGCCAAAUAUGUUACCAAUGAAUUUCCUAACCACCACAAAAAUUUAUAACAAUGAUCCAUAAUAAACACAUACAAUACGUACAUUUUGGCUGGGUCAUUAUAGAAUAAGAAGUUGAGCCUAGCCUUUCCAGAAAUUAAAUGAUUAUAAACAAGAGCCAUCACAGGAACCUAACAAAUGUGGCCGAUUGGGCCUUGUCAGAUGGAUAGCCAAAUAAAAAUGUUAUAAUGCUAUGAAGUCUGUUUGGGGCAGCAUUGACGUUUAAAUGUGGCCUUGACCUUUGAUAUGAAAAGAAUAACUCA
Mya arenaria is the source of this 6203-nucleotide messenger RNA. Its product is annotated as PRADC1-like protein. Bases 17 to 628 code for a protein of 203 amino acids. Lineage: Eukaryota; Metazoa; Mollusca; Bivalvia; Myida; Myidae. The transcript is spliced from 5 exons. The record is from RefSeq and is a predicted model, not a curated record.